UUCAUUCAUGGUCUCACAGAAAGUCUGAUGUUUUUAAAACCCAUUAUAAAGAUGCAUAUUUUCCCCGUUCGGGUGUUAAAAAAAUACUUGAUACAACAAAGAGGCUGAAGAGUCACAUGCGGAUCUGGAGCCGAGGGUUGCUGACCCCUGGUCCACUGUAUGGAAAGGUAAUUCACUUGACUGUGUGCUGUACUUGCUUGAUGCUGUAACUGAUGAAGCCACUUCCUUGUUACUGGGUUCUAUCAGCAAUACUGACUCUGUACUGACUUGGUAUGGAAUAGUAUGUUUGUAUGUAUGUGUAUAUAUGUAUGUAUGUGUAUAUAUAUAUGUAUGUAUACAUAUGAAUAUGUGUAUAUAUGUGUGUAUAGUAUAUGUAUGUGUAUACAUAUGUGUAUAUAUAUAUAUGUUUAUAUAUUUUCACUGUAUUUUAUUUACAGGAAGAUAAAUGACAUGAUCAUAUAUCAUAUAUCAUAUAAUAAUAAAGAGAAAAUAAUAAAGAGUUACAAAUAAGAAUAAAUAAAGAAAAAAACAAUAAAGAGCUACAAGAAAGUGUCAUUCUACCAAAAGAUCAGGACAUUAUUACUGUAUUUGUACGACUUGUUAACAUUGAUAUGGAGAUAUAUGUACAUUGGAAACAAUGUUCAAUAGAUUGUGUUUCAGUAGGACGUUAAUGAUUGGUGCACACCACAAAGCGGAAGAGGUUCACAAGUUGCUGUUGUAACUCUCAGAAGACGCUAUUGUAGUCCUCUCUAGUGCACGUGGCCAAUGAGACAUCUAGCACCUGAUUGGUCAUCAAGAAGAAUGUCCCCUCAGCCACAGGGUGGGAGUUCCACUGUGGAGCAGGUGGAGCAACAACCUAUUAAAGAGGAAGAGGAGGAGCCACAGCCCCCUCUUAUUAAAGAUGAAGAAUUGGAGCCACAGCCCACCCACUUUAAAGAGGAAGAAGAGGAGCCACAGCCCCCUUAUGUUAAAGAGGAAGAGGAAGAACUCAGGAUCACUCAGGAGGGAGAGCAUCUUCUAGGGCCAGAGGAGGCUGAUCUCACCAGGUUGCCACUGACCGGUGUCUCUGUGAAGACCGAAGACCAUGAAGACAAACCACCUGAGUCCUCACAGCUUCAUCAUAGUCCAAGUGAGGAGAUGAGAGAGGCGGAGCCUUCAUGCAGCAGCUCACCACAACACAUGACAACAGAAGCUGAUGGAGACCACUGUGGAGGAUCACAAGCAGACAACCUCUUAGCUCCACUGUCAGAUAGUGACGACACGACGUCACACUCUCCUCAAGAUGAAGACAGCGACUACAACCAAGAACCUUUGAGCAGCGAUACAGACUGUGAAGGUGAUAUGACGACUCACACUGGCAACAAACACUCUGAAAACUCUAAAAAGAAGACCGCUAAACCUUUUAACUGCUCCGUUUGUCAUAAAAGAUUUCCUUGGAAGAGUGAUUUGGCUGGACACAUGAGAAUACACACAGGAGAAAGACCUUUCAGUUGCUCAGACUGUGACAAAAGCUUCACUCUCAAGGCUAACAUGCAAUCACACAUGAGAACACACACAGGAGAAAAACCGUUCAGUUGCUCAGAUUGUGGUAAAGGCUUCAAACGAAAGACAAGUAUGAGAUCACACAUGAGCACCCACAAAGGAGAAAAACCUUUCAGUUGCUCAGACUGCGGUAAAAGCUUCACUCUAAAGGCUAACAUGCGAUCACACAUGAGAACUCACACAGGGGAAAAACCUUUCAGUUGCUCCGACUGUGGCGAAGGCUUCGCGCGAAAGUCAACCAUGCAAUUACACAUGAGGACACACACUGGAGAAAAACCCUUCAGUUGCUCCGACUGUGGCGAAGGCUUCACUCGUAAGGCAACCAUGCAAUCACACAUGUGGACACACACUGGAGAAAAACCUUUCAUUUGCUCCGACUGUGGCGACGGCUUCACUCGAAAGGCAACCAUGCAAUCACACAUGAGGACACACACUGGAGAAAAACCUUACAGUUGCUCGGACUGUGGCAAAGGCUUCACUCAAAAGGCAACCAUGCAAUCACACAUGAGGACGCACACGGGAGAAAAACCGUUCACUUGCUCAGACUGUGGUAAACGUUUCACUCAAAACACGACCCUGAAAAGGCACAUGAGAAUACACACAGGAGAAAGACCUUUCAGCUGCUCAGACUGUGGUAAAAGAUUCACUCUAAAAAGUAACAUGAAAUCACACAUGAGGACACACAUGCAGGGAACGCUUCACUCCAAAGGGAACCAUGCAAUUACACAUGAGGACACACACAGAAGUAAACCCUUUUAGUUGCUCACAUUGUGGUAAAAGCUUCACCCCCCCAUGUCAGGUUGGGUGAUAUGGACCUUAGCAUAUAUCCUGAUAUAUUUGGGCUGUAUCACGAUGUGACGAUAUAAAACUAUAUCAAAUUUGUAUUGAGUGUUGUAUAAAAAGCUACAAACCUUAAGCCAUGGAGAAAUCCACUUGUCUCCAGUUGUAAAGCACAUUUAUUUAUUAUUAACAAAGUGGCUAACUUUUCUAAUGGGUUGAACACAUUGCUACUAAAUCUUCAACUAACUGUAAUGCCUGUGCUUAUGAUGAAGGAAGAUGCAGUCACCCAUGCAACUCCAAUUGCAUAUGUAGAUAUUUUGAUGUUUACACAGUUAGACAGCAAAACAGUGCUUUUAUUUUGAAGGCCCGUAGUAUGUCCUGUUGAGAAUGUCUGUAUGAUGAUUCGGGUACAGGGAUAUACAUGCUUCCUGUCUUCACUCAAAACCUUCAGGUUGUGCAGGGUUGUCAAACGGUGUCAUGCGGAUGUCGCAGCAGGGAGAAUGACAUCACUCUUUUGGACCAGCUGAUAAA
Molecule: messenger RNA, 2853 nt
Organism: Doryrhamphus excisus (bluestripe pipefish)
Lineage: Eukaryota; Metazoa; Chordata; Actinopteri; Syngnathiformes; Syngnathidae
Biological process (GO): regulation of transcription by RNA polymerase II
Molecular function (GO): RNA polymerase II cis-regulatory region sequence-specific DNA binding; DNA-binding transcription factor activity, RNA polymerase II-specific
Source: RefSeq, a predicted model, not a curated record